Messenger RNA from Acanthoscelides obtectus, 544 nucleotides. The record is from the annotation of a GenBank genome assembly. Lineage: Eukaryota; Metazoa; Arthropoda; Insecta; Coleoptera; Chrysomelidae.
UCCGCUUGACUAUAACGUAGCUGCAUUUCUUGUAUGUCAUACAAUUUAGUUCAUCAUAACAAUACCGCACCUUCAUUGUAUCUAUGUCAUUAGAGUGACGUCUCCCAUCCCUCUCUUUCAUCAUCCAGCAUCUCUAUUGCUCUCGCGCAUCCGUUCACCGCGACGCUCACCGUCCCGACGCUGCGAAGCGUCAGUCCACUGUGGGCAUUGCUGAGAGCGCGUCACUCGUCCUACACCACGGAUCACUUCUCACGCACCAACCAACACUUUACCUUCGUACCUCCCAGCCUUACCUUGACGACCAAAUUGACCUCUAGUACCACCUCGAUCCUUGUCACCCUUCGGAGACUCGUGUCGUCCGGGUCAAUCGGACUUUGUUGCCGGUGCUCUGCUCACGUGCGGAUCGCCGCGCUCAUUGGCCGGUUCCCCUAGCUAUCUCGUUAAGUUCUAUCACGACUGCGACUACUCUGCAUCAAUUGAUCACCAACUCGUCGUCGAUUCGUCACAAACGGCGGCCUUGCUAAUUUUGUCUCCUUUAUAAGGU